AAAAUAAUAAUAAUAACAAUAAAAAAAUGAUUAAACCAAGUCUGGCGUGUUGACGAAGAUCGCACAGUAUAUUAAAAGAUGUAUUGCUGGUAGCUAUCAGUGAUUGUUUGACAUUUGAUCUGCAAUGUCAGAUCUAAGAGUUCCCGGACGUUUAAUUGAACCCUUGAAAAGUUGUGUCGGCGUUACGUUAGUUACGUCUAAUUCUAAUCAUACAUUGAUUGAAGAUACUCUUACCAGUAACCCGUGCAACGUUGAAAACUAUCAAUUGAUUUAUGGAUUAUCGAGGUGGUCUGAUUGAUGGAAAUGAAUUUAUGUAAAGAAGAAAAAUGAGUAAUUCGAACGAAACAAAAUCGGUAUCUGAUUUGAUGUCGGAACUGCCAAUUGACAUGCAGUUCAAUGAAGGUCAUUUAUUAAGUAUCGUUACCUACAGCAUCCUGAUGGUAAUUUCCAUCGCUGGAAACACGACAGUUUUGGUCCUAAUUAUCGAACGACGCAAAACAAAUCAGUCAAGAAUAAAUACAAUGCUGCUGCAUCUCGCGAUUGCUGAUCUGUUGGUGACUUUGUUGAUGAUGCCGCUAGAAAUUGGCUGGGCAGCAACAGUUUCUUGGCGUGCUGGGGAUUUAAUGUGUCGCAUAAUGGCAUUUUUUCGUGUCUUUGGAAUUUAUUUGUCGUCGUUUGUACUCGUCUGCAUUAGCAUCGACAGAUAUUAUGCAGUUUUAAAACCUAUGCAGUUAAUAAAUAUUGAUAGAAGAGAAAAAUUAAUGCUAAUAGGAGCUUGGAUCGGUGCUGUCUUAUGCUCAGCCCCCCAGAUGCUGGUGUUUCACGUCCAGCGUCAUCCAGAUUUUCCCUGGUACGAGCAGUGCAUCACUUAUCACUUUUUAUUUUCAAAUGUCACUCAAGAAGUUGGAUACUCGGUUUUUUCCAUGAUCAUGAUGUACUGCUUCCCAUUGGUUGUAAUUAUUUAUACGUAUACCAGCAUUCUCAUUGAAAUUCACAGCAAGACGAGAGAAAAUUCAAAAGAUAAAAUACGAAGAUCAUCUAUAGGCUUUUUGGGACGAGCUAGAAUACGAACACUAAAAAUGACUAUUAUUAUUGUCGCUGUGUUUUUUAUCUGCUGGACUCCUUAUUAUAUUAUUAGUAUUUGGUACUGGAUUGAUAGAGAUAGCGCCAGUAAAUUAGACCAAAAAAUUCAAAAAGGACUUUUUUUAUUUGCCUGUACAAAUUCUUGUAUGAAUCCAAUCGUUUACGGAGCAUUUAAUAUCCGUCGUAAUACUCAUAGAACAGUACGAGCUUCUACACUAGAAACACGAAUUACACCGUUUACUUUAUCGGUCAAGCUCAUCGACACCAAAUGAAAAUUACUUUUAAUAUUUAUUUUUUAUUUUUAUUAUUAUUUUGUUUACUCUAUUUAUUAAAUUAUAAAAAUUAACUAGUAAAAUUUAUUUGCUUUAUUUAUUUCGCACAAGUAUAUAUUAAUUAUUAUGUCAGUAAUUAUUAAUAUAAUAAAUACAUAUAUAUUUAUAGGUAAUAAAAACAACUCGGAGAAUUAUAACGGUAGACAAAAAGAAGCAAACAACAUCACAAGUUAUUUGUCGUGUGUCGUGGCAUCAAAAUCUUUCACAUUUAAAGCAAUCGACUUGUAUACCACUCGAAAUUAUUCCAAACAAUGAUAUCAAUUUAGAUAUUGUCAGCCCGU
This is a messenger RNA of Microplitis mediator, 1696 nucleotides long. RefSeq names its product adipokinetic hormone/corazonin-related peptide receptor variant I-like. Gene Ontology annotation, cellular component: membrane. Gene Ontology annotation, molecular function: peptide binding; vasopressin receptor activity; adipokinetic hormone receptor activity. Gene Ontology annotation, biological process: G protein-coupled receptor signaling pathway. The transcript is spliced from 8 exons. Lineage: Eukaryota; Metazoa; Arthropoda; Insecta; Hymenoptera; Braconidae. The record is from RefSeq and is a predicted model, not a curated record. The coding region runs from base 327 to 1355 and encodes 342 amino acids.